Molecule: messenger RNA, 2087 nt
Organism: Tribolium madens (black flour beetle)
Lineage: Eukaryota; Metazoa; Arthropoda; Insecta; Coleoptera; Tenebrionidae
Product: ubiquitin domain-containing protein 2
Exons: 5
Coding region: 111-830 (239 amino acids)
Molecular function (GO): protein binding
Source: RefSeq, a predicted model, not a curated record
GAGUUAUGUGCUUAUGAAUAUGCUUACUUAUUACAGUGUUGAGAUACAUCUUGUAAAGAAUAAUAAGUGUCAAUUUUCAAUGAAAUGCCGCAAUUAGCGGUGUGUUCAUCAUGGGUGGAUGCAUAGGAGUGAGUCGUUCUCGGAGCGGUGCUAUCGACGAUUCGUCAGGGUCCAUCUCGAGACCCAAUUCAGGUAGUACGCGUAAGAAUCAUCCAUUGUGCCAUGAGACUAUACGCUGGAAAUCCGACGUGCCAUUGACCGAAGGCCAACUGAGGAGCAAGAGGGAUGAGUUCUGGGACACGGCCCCCGCCUUUGAGGGCCGCAAGGAGAUCUGGGACGCGCUCAGGGCUGCCGCCGUGGCCGCAGAAGCCAUGGACUACGAGCUAGCCCAAGCUAUACUCGACGGGGCUAGCGUCUCCGUGCCCAAUGGGUAUCUCACAGAGUGCUACGACGAGCUGGGGGCACGGUAUCAAGUCCCCAUUUAUUGCCUUUCAUACCCGAUUAAUAUUGUCAAAGAAGACAAUGGGAGAGACUCGCCGGCGGAAUGCUCUGAACCUGUCGACGGGGGUACCGAAACCGUGCUCAAACUCAGACUAUCGCACAAUUGUACUGACAUUAAAUUGGCAGUUUACUCGACUGAUACUAUUAGUAUGUGUAAAAAGAAGUUACAGAGUCAAGAAGGUAUUGAAUCGUCAAGGCAAAGGUGGUUUUUCGGCGGGAAGUUGUUGGGUGACAAAUUGCAUGUAGAAGAAGCCAAAAUACCUUCUGGCUACAUUGUUCAAGUUAUCGUCAAUAUGGAAACCUCGCCUGUUUCUAAGCAAGCCUUAUGAAAUUGAUUAGUAACCUCACUGUCAACUACUGAAGAAUCCUGUUGGAAGAAGUGGGUAAACAAAAAGUUAUUUCUUGGAACCAAAAAAUACAGUGUUUCAUGAUGUUACGAAAAAGACUAUUCAUAUCAUAAUAGAAUUCAUUAGAGGUUGAUUUAAGAGUGAAGUUUUUUUAUAUUGAAGUAAAAGAGUAGUUAAAUUAUUCGCCUCACGUUUUUGCAUACAGUUCUUGAAAGGAAUGCGGAAAAAAUUUUAGGCUUAUCUUAGGUCAAAACUUGUAUGCAUUUAUAUUAUUUUGACUGACCAUAUUGUUUUUAGUUAUUGUACAGUUUAGAAUUUACACUGCUUUAUCGACUGGACUUUGCUUUUGUAUUAUAUAAUUUAAUUUGCUAUAUUAUAAUUUUUUAUGCGAUGAAUGGGAUGAAUUUGUCUUAAGUCUCUUACUUUUAUGAAUGACGUAUGUCUUUUUUGGCAAGUAACCCAAGACGUACAAGAUUUACGUAUGAAUUCAUUCCUUUACAUGUUGAUAUUUUGUAUAUUAUGUAAGUUUUUAUAAAUAAGAUUUUUUAAUUCCAUGACUGCUAAUAUCACUUGUUAGAUCAGCUGUCAUUAAGUUGACUGGAAAGUCUAUUUUUGUACACCUCGGUGUCAAACAAUUUUACUUAACCGGCCCUACUUGUUAUUAUCUGGAAUUUAUUGGUCAAAAUGAUAGUCCGUCCGACAUCUUUUCACUUUAGUACAAAUUAUCGACUACACUGAAAAUACCUCGAAUUCUUAAGCUUCUAUCAAAAGUUAGUUUGAAUGAAGUUGACACUUUUCUCAUUUGCACGUAAAAUUUUUAUUGGCGCAUAUAUCAGUGUAGUUAAAAACAAGGAAUAAAUAACAAGUCGGGCUGUAAUAUUCACUAAUUAAAAUACGAUAAAAGACUGUAGCUGAUAAUGUUACUUGGGGGGGUGGGGAAAAAAAUUUAAAGUUGUUUAUUAUUCGAUCAAUCAACCCCAUGUAAACAUAGUCAAAACUAAACCAAUAAAGAGAUUAUGCAAUUUAAUGUAAAUAAAACGCAAUAAGUUUGAAACCAGAAGUGUUUUUUAUGAAAAUACGCACCAAAUAAUAAUAAUAAAAAUUAACAGUUUGUUUUAUGGUGGAUCACGUGAUAUUGAUAUAUAAAUAUAUAUAUUUUGUUUUAAAGUAAAUGGUAGUGUCGAUAUUAAUUAUCAAUCAAAUAUCAAUAACCUUACAAUAAAAGUUUGUUACAUUACA